Sarcophilus harrisii (Tasmanian devil) is the source of this 1049-nucleotide messenger RNA. Its product is annotated as olfactory receptor 2W3-like. The transcript has a single exon. Bases 4 to 930 code for a protein of 308 amino acids. The record is from RefSeq and is a predicted model, not a curated record. NCBI's taxonomy places the organism in Eukaryota, Metazoa, Chordata, Mammalia, Dasyuromorphia, Dasyuridae. Gene Ontology annotation, biological process: G protein-coupled receptor signaling pathway. Gene Ontology annotation, molecular function: G protein-coupled receptor activity; olfactory receptor activity. Gene Ontology annotation, cellular component: membrane.
GUCAUGAGCAACAAAAGUUCCCUGGAAAAAUUCAUCUUGUUGGGUUUCUCUGAUCGGCCUUGGCUAGAGCAUAUCCUUUUUGUUAUAGUGUUAAUCUUUUACUUAAUUACUUUGAUUGGCAACAUCAUCAUUAUCUUAGUCUCCCAAUUAGACACCCGGCUGCAUACUCCUAUGUACUUUUUCCUUACCAACCUCUCUUUUUUGGAUCUUUGUUUCACUACCAGUUCCAUCCCUCAACUUCUCUUCAACUUGGGAGGCCAUAAUAAGAGUAUUAGCUUCUUAGGUUGUGCCAUCCAACUCUUCAUGUUCCUUGGAUUAGGGGGUACAGAAUGUAUCCUCUUGGCUGUCAUGGCUUAUGAUCGCUUCACUGCCAUUUGCAAACCCCUCCAUUACACUGUGAUAAUGCACCCCCAGAUCUGUGUGCAGCUGGUGGCUGUGUCUUGGGGCCUUGGACUCCUUAACUCUCUAGUUAUGUCUCCUAUAACAAUGAAAUUACCUAGAUGUGGAAGACAUCAAGUGAAACAUUUCCUAUGUGAGAUGCCAGCAUUAAUUAAGAUGGCCUGUGUGGAUACAGUGGCUAUUGAAAGCACAGUUUUCAUCUUAUCUGUAAUAAUUGUCUUAGUGCCUCUCUCACUUAUUCUUGUUUCUUAUGGAUUCAUUACCCAAACAGUUCUGAGGAUUAAGUCAGCUGCAGGUCGGAAAAAGGCCUUCAAUACUUGUGGGUCCCACCUCAGUGUGGUCUCACUUUUUUAUGGAAAUAUUAUCUACAUUUAUAUGCAACCAGGGAAUACUUCCUCUCAAGACCAGGGAAAGUUCCUUACCCUCUUUUACAAUUUGGUGACUCCUAUGUUGAACCCUCUUAUUUAUACUCUUAGGAAUAAGGAAGUGAAAUCUGCAUUAAAGAAAUUAUUUUGGAAAAAAUCAGACUAAGUUGACAAGUGAGAUAAGAAGACAGGAAUGUUAUAAGGACUUAUUAUGUACAAAGCAUUGUGCUAGUAACUUGAUAUUUUAAAAAGGAUCUUUGCUCUCAAGGAUCUUAUAUUCACCUG